AUGGCUGCAAGGUGUAGUAUUAGUGUUGGUACUGCUGUUAGUAUUAUUCGUGAUAUUAUCCAUGCAACACAUGGUAAAAAAAGGCCGGUACAUCGUUUAUAUCCAGCUGUCAUUGAAAAGAGACGAUCUCGAGUUUGGCGUAUGUAUCGUCGAUUAUGCAAUGAAAAAUAUAGAAGUUAUGUAACUACCGACGAAGCAUGGUUUUAUCUCAAUGCAAGUCAAGAUGUUAGAGAUAUAUAUUAUGUCAGAAGUGAUGGAUUACCAGAAGAAGUUAAAAAAAUCGAACGAAAUGAUUUAUAUCCGGUGGCUGUGCUGGUAUAG
Molecule: messenger RNA, 321 nt
Organism: Rotaria sp. Silwood2
Lineage: Eukaryota; Metazoa; Rotifera; Eurotatoria; Philodinida; Philodinidae
Source: the annotation of a GenBank genome assembly